Messenger RNA from Parastagonospora nodorum SN15, 414 nucleotides. RefSeq lists its product as hypothetical. The record is from RefSeq and is a predicted model, not a curated record. The transcript is spliced from 2 exons. The coding region runs from base 1 to 414 and encodes 137 amino acids. NCBI's taxonomy places the organism in Eukaryota, Fungi, Ascomycota, Dothideomycetes, Pleosporales, Phaeosphaeriaceae.
AUGGGGAGCAAGAUGGGAUACUACAACGUAGACGGGUUCAUCAAGCAGAAGGGGCAAGACAAGGUGGUCAAGAUGCCCCCAACGACAAAUCUCUUGGCUGCUGCAGACCAUAUUCGGAAGCUUUUCGAAGGGAAAAAGUUCGGCUAUGCUUUCAUGGGAGGACUGGAGAUGCUAUGUCUUGGACAUCGACGCGAAUCGCCGGAUCUACAGAUCGCCUACGACGACAAAGACUUCCACAAGAUGAAGUCCAAGCUGGAGUCAGACCAACGCAUUCGACUGCCAGAGGGCAUGAAUUCACUGUUCCCCGCGAAGGUUCUCAUUCGCACUGGCCCAGCGUACAAAGGCGAGGGCUGCACACACUCGGCAGACGUAGAGGUAGACCUUGUGCCACCGGGUCAGUCUUGCUUGUUGUAA